AUGUUACGCCAAUUAAUAUCACAAGCGUCCGUAUGCAGGGCAUCCAUAGGCAUUAGGCACUAUGCAACCGCCACCGCACGCCCCCCACCCAUCACAACCCUUAACGGCGUCCUCCCCCUCCCCACCGCGCGCGCCAUCCUUUCCAACCCCAAACGCACCCGCCGCGGCAACCCGCUCGACCUCCGCCGCCUCUACUUCUACGCCCAAUACGCCGAAAUCAUCUCCUCGCGCGCCGUCUUCAUCAUGCAGAACCACAACCUCACCUCCCCCGAAUACUUCAACCUCAAAACAACGUUCAAGGAAAAAGGCUUCAUCGUCACGACGGUACGGAACGAUGUGUUUUCGGCGGCGAUACGGAAACAUGCCAAGGGCGUGAAUAAACAGUUGGGGAGGGAUAGCGGGUUGGGUGGGUUGAGGCAGCUGUGCGCUGGGCCGGUGUGUGUGGCGUUCUCGAAUGCGGUGGACAGUGAACGACCCCAUUUGGCAAGGGAUUUCGCGGAACUGGUCAAACCGUUCAGCAAGAAGGGCAAACUUAUGGUGGUCGGCGCGAAAUUCGACGGGCAGCUGUUGACGAGUGAUACGUUGGAGACGGUGGUGAAGUUGCCCGCGCUGGGUGAGUUGAGGGCGGAACUGGUCGGGUUGCUGGGGAUGCCGAGUAUGGCGCUGGUGGAGGUUUUGGGCAGGAUUCCGCAGCAUUUGUUGAGUUCGUUGGGGGAGCAUGUGAGGGUUAUGGAGGAGGCCGCUGGGGAUAAGGGGGCGCAGGAACCGACGAAGGAAAAGUAG
Fimicolochytrium jonesii is the source of this 783-nucleotide messenger RNA. RefSeq lists its product as uncharacterized. The transcript is spliced from 3 exons. The coding region runs from base 1 to 783 and encodes 260 amino acids. Gene Ontology annotation, molecular function: structural constituent of ribosome. NCBI's taxonomy places the organism in Eukaryota, Fungi, Chytridiomycota, Chytridiomycetes, Spizellomycetales, Powellomycetaceae. The record is from RefSeq and is a predicted model, not a curated record. Gene Ontology annotation, cellular component: mitochondrial large ribosomal subunit. Gene Ontology annotation, biological process: translation.